CAGGCUGCAAAACUGCGAGAGAAGCAGUGAUUGAAGCAGAGCCGAGCGGCGGUGGUGAAGACGGCCAUCUUAGAGCUGCCGCGGUCACCGACACCUACGUUUUUUGGGGAUUUCUACUUUUUCCGUCAGAGAAACGACACGCCGAGUGGACGCGGGAAGAAGACUGCGUUUGGCUUCGCUGCGGUCUAACUCGAAGUCGGGAUGCGGUUCCUGGGAAAUAAACAGCUAGCAUCCGCUGUCGGACUGGUCCUCGGACUAUUAUGUGCGGUGAAGGCAGCUAAAGUUAAUAAGCACAAACCGUGGAUCGAGACGACGUACCACGGGAUCGUGACGGAAAACGAUGACAAAGUUCUCCUGGACCCUCCACUCAUCGCACUCGACAAGGACGCUCCUUUACGCUAUGCAGAAAGUUUUGAGGUGACCCUCACCAAAGAAGGUGAGAUUUGCGGCUUCAGGAUCCACGGGCAGAACGUUCCUUUUGAGGCAGUGGUUCUGGACAAAUCCACCGGAGAAGGAGUUAUCAGGGCGAAGGACAAGCUGGACUGUGAGCUACAGAAAGAGCACACCUUGACCAUCCAAGCCUACGACUGCGGGGAAGGUCCCGAUGGGGCUAACAUGAAGAAAUCCCACAAGGCAACUGUUCACAUUCAAGUGAAUGACAUCAAUGAGUAUUCGCCCGUGUUCAAGGAGAAGACCUACAAAGCCACCGUUCUCGAGGGGAAGAAAUACGACAGCAUCUUGAAGGUGGAGGCAGUGGACGCUGACUGCUCAUUCCAGUUCAGCCAAAUCUGCAAUUAUGAGAUUGUGACGCCCGACGUGCCCUUCACCAUCGACAAAGACGGCUUCAUCAAGAACACAGAGAAACUGAGCUACGGCAAAGAGCACAUGUAUAAGUUGACCGUGACCGCCUACGACUGUGGGAAGAACCGGGCCUCCGAGGACGUGCUGGUCAAAAUCAGCAUCAAGCCCACCUGCAAACCCAGCUGGCAAGGCUUCAAUAAGAGGAUUGAGUAUGAGCCAGGUACAGGUAGUCUGGCCCUUUUUCCCAGCAUGCACUUGGAGACUUGUGAUGAGCCAGUCUCCUCAAUCCGAGCCAGUGUUGAACUGGAAACCAACCACAUUGGGAAAGGCUGCGACCGCGACACCUACUCUGAAAAGUCUCUGCACAAGUUGUGCGGGGCUAGUUCUGGUACCGUGGACCUCCUUCCAGCCCCCAGCAGCUCCACCAACUGGACAAUAGGGCUGCCCACCGACAAUGGCCACGACAGCGACCAGGUGUUUGAGUUCAACGGCACCCAGGCCAUCAAGGUUCCUGAAGGUGUCGUGAGCACCAACCUGAAGGAGCCCUUCACCAUCUCGGUGUGGAUGAGACACGGCCCCGGCGCCCACGAGAAGGAGACCAUCCUCUGCAAAUCUGACAAAACAGACAUGAACAGACACCAUUACUCGCUCUACGUCCACAACUGCAGGCUUAUCUUUCUGCUGCGCCAGGACCCCAGCGAGGCAGAGACCUACAAACCAGCCGAGUUUCACUGGAAGCUGGACCAGGUGUGUGACAAAGAAUGGCAUCACUACGUCCUCAAUGUGGAGUUCCCCACCGCCUCUCUGUUUGUGGACGGAACAACCUUCGAGCCCUUCCUCGUCACAGAGGACUACCCGCUGCACGCCACCAAGAUCGAAACUCAGCUUACCAUUGGGGCCUGCUGGCAAGAGAACUCAGGACAUGACAAUGAAACUGAGACGGCCCCUGAGCCCACCUCAGGUGGAAACGCCCGAAUGGCUCAGUUUUUCCGGGGGAACCUGGCCGGGUUGAUCAUUCGCUCCGGUAAACUGGAGAACAAAAAAGUGAUUGACUGCUUGUAUACCUGCAAAGAAGGUCUGGAUGUGCAGCUGCCGGAGGAGGUGGCGUCGUCUGUCAAGGUUGAGUUCAACCCGAACCAGUCCUCUCUGACUGUGGAAGGUGAAGACAUAGACGCCUUUGACAAAGUCAUGCAGCAUAUCUCCUACUUGAACUCCCGUCAGUUCCCGACUCCAGGCAUCAGGCACCUUCGAGUCUCCACCACCGUCAAAUGUUACAACGAGGACGCCUGCGUGUCCGUGCCAGAUGCUGAAGGUUACGUGAUGGUGCUGCAGCCAGAGGAGCCGAAGAUCAGCCUGAGUGGUAUCGACCACUUCGCCCGCAGCGCCGCCGAGUUCGAGAGUCAAGAAGGCGUGACGCUCUUCCCCGAGCUUCGUAUUGUGAGCACCAUCACUCGCGAAGUGGAGGCUGACGCUGAGCCCGAAGCUGCAGACGGAGCGGACGAUGACCCCACAGUACAAGAGACCGUGGUGUCAGAAGAGAUCAUGCACAACUUGGACACUUGUGAGGUCUCUGUGAUGGGAGAAGAACUGGACGGAGAGCACGAGAGCCUGGAGGUGGAUCCAUCCCAGCUGCAGCAGCAUGCCUUAGAAAUGAGCUCCUCUAACCUGGGCCUCGUCAUCACUGGUGUGAACACCAUGGCCAACUAUGAGCAGGUCCUGCACCUGAUCCGCUACAAGAACUGGCACACCGAAGCUCUGUUCGACAGGAAGUUCAAGCUGGUCUGCUCUGAGCUCAACGGUCGCUAUAUCAGCAACGAGUUCAAGGUUGAGGUGAAUGUGAUCCACACAGCCGUUCCCGUGGAGCACGCCAACAACGCCAUGGUGCAGCCCAACUUCAUCAACCCCGUCCAUCAUGCCUCCGUGGAUCUGUCGGGACACAACCUGAUGAACACUCACCAGGCGUCAGUGGUUCCCAGUGCCGCCACCAUCGUCAUCGUGGUGUGUGUCAGCUUCCUGGUGUUCAUGAUCGUUCUGGGCGUCUUCCGCAUCCGAGCUGCUCAUCAACGCACCAUGAGAGACCAGGAGAACUGCAAGGAGAAUGAGAUGGACUGGGACGAUUCAGCGCUCACCAUCACUGUUAACCCCAUGGAGACCUAUGAGGACCAGCACAGCAGCGAGGAGGAGGAGGAAGAGGAAGAGGAGAGUGAGGACGGGGAGGAGGAAGAUGACAUCACGAGCGCUGAGUCAGAGACCAGCGAGGACGAGGAGGGCGGCGAGCCGGAGGACCAGCAGGGAGCGAGCAGACAGCAGCAGCUGGAGUGGGAUGACUCCACCCUCACCUACUGAAACGCCAAACGCGCUCUGACACACAUCACACCUCCACCGCUUCGCACACACCCCCUCCCACAGUUUCAUGUCAAAGAGCCAUGAUAUAUAUAUAUUUAUAUAUAUAUAUUAAAAAAUCUCUCAGCUUGUAUCUGGUCGAGGCUUUCCUGUUCUUAUCUUCGUGGUGGUACUCCGUGUAGUGUAGUCAUCACCGGAUUGCUCAUUUUUGUUUUUUUAUUUAUUAUAAUUCCCUGGAAAACUCGUUUGUUUUGAACUGUUUGAGGAAGCCGACGCUGCACUUUCUGUUCUCAAAGGCUUUCAGAAGGAGACUCAUUUCCUUUCCUGGUGUAUAUUCCGCUCUAAACACUCUUUCUUAAAUUCUCGUCCACAAAGCAACAGAAUUUUAACAAGUAGCCUGCAGUUUCUCUUUGUUUUUACUACUUUUAGUGCAUGAGGAAAUUUGGGAAGUCUUAUGUGUAGAGAAACAAAUUACUUUUUAAAGUUUUUGUAAAUAUGAAGAAGAAACCAUGUAAUUAGUGUGUUAGUGAAGGCCCCCCCCAGGGGUCUACUAUCUAAACAGACUCAGUAUGUGAUGUAGAAAAUGUGUGUCCCACAGGCCGUAGCAUGUCGCUUCUUUUCUGCAAAGGCGCUCCCAUCACGCUUGUACAAAACUGCUGCCUCAUGACAAGAAACCCAGGACUGUUCUGCAGAGGUUUCCGUGGCAAAGUCAAAGUGACGUCCAUUUUGUCUGUUUUUUUUUCUUUUCUGCUGCGGGUGUUUUUGGAUUUGUUGUGAGUCGAUGGAGUCCCGGUGUUUGUGUUCUUUCAUUCCCGUAGAGCUCACCGUUGUACAGAAGGGACUUUUGUUUUUGUCUGGAGUAAUACGACACGCAGAGAAACACUUGUGCGGGAAACUACAUUUUGUGUCAAACAGCAGGUGGGCGGGGCUGUUGUUCUCGAAAUGUUGGCCGACGACUGGAGCGACUCAGCAGCUUUGAAGCUUUUUUUUUUUCCUCCGGUCGUGCUGCGCUAACAGGAGUACAAAAGAGAAACCUUUCAAACUACUGAAAGAGCAUCAUUUACCAGAUGGGGGAUAGUGGAGACAGGAUGAAUAGGGAAGUUGUUUGUGUGGAGAGAAGUAUACUAAUGUACUUUCAUCGGCACAUCUUGAAAAAUUCAAAGUGUCUUCUUCUGAUCAGACUUGUAUGGAUUGACCGUGUGGUUUUCAGGAGAAAAACACUUUAUUUGAAUCUUAAAUCUUGUUUUUGUAACAGACCACUAGAUUUUCUUGUAAAUGGAGCUGUACUUUAGAGUUGUUCUAAGAUAUUUGUUUACAUUUGGUAAACUUUACUUUCCUGCUGGUCGUAGUAUAACGCUUAUACAACCGUUUGGCCUGUCCUUCCUGUUGUAAAUAGAUUUUCACAUUAUGAAGCUCCCCCCACGUCAGCUGUUCGUCUCACGCAUUUGGGUGUUCAUUCUUGUGCGAUUUAAGGCAUUACAAUAAUAAGCAGAAAAGUGGCAUUACCCAGAUAAAAAAGGAGCUGCUGCCCAAACCUUUCCCUUUUUCUGCAUGUCGAUCCUGUCAGGGGGCCAAAACGGAUUCCAGGAAAGAGUUUGAUCGGUUGAUUCUUAAGGGAAAAGGAGUGUGGGUGUGUGUGGUGGAAGCGUAGUGACCAGUCUCCCCUCCGCGACGAGGUCUGAGUCGGCUAAGAAGGUGUGCCUUUUACCGAUGAUUAAAUAUGGACAGAACGUGUAUCCAUGCUUUUCAAUUUGUGGCAUUUUUAACACUAGAUUUCCGUGGUAGCUGCGGGGACAGACUUCAUGAGUCCACCACCAGUUCCAUCGCAGGUGCAAACAUUUUACAAAAGUGUCCUGUGUUUCUUGUUGAUGUGUAGAGAUAGUAGAUCCGUAUCGUAUCAUCUUUAUCUAUCGUGCUAAAUCAUGAAUCCACCUUAAAAAGAUGUACAUGGGAAUACUGUCUGCGUACAGUGGGAGGUCACAUUUGAAAUAAAGCAUUCUUUUGAGGGCAGCACGGCGUUCAGUCCAACAGUCAUGAAUCCACCGAUCCCGUUAGGGACGUGUUCACACUGACGACCGUCCGCAGGUCGCUUAUCUUUGAGCGAAGACUCACUUCCUGGUGUUUGAUGUUCAGAUUGCUCUGUAACACUGCAGGCGGGGAAUUCGACGCUGCCAUACACUACUGAUUCACAUCGCUGACACUCCAGAGUCAUUCUUAUUAUUUUGAUGUUUUAUUUGAAACAUUUGCUUGAAAUGGGGACAUUGGUGAUGUUAGUGGGGUCGGACGCUUCCUUUGUGCUUGGAGCUGCUCUCACUUUUCUAUCAAUUGAAAGGCGAAUUGUGGUGAAGUUGAUGCUUGCUCAUAAACAGAAUAAAGGAUGAGAUGGAAUAUAA
Oryzias melastigma (Indian medaka) is the source of this 5537-nucleotide messenger RNA. RefSeq names its product calsyntenin 1 (gene clstn1). Gene Ontology annotation, molecular function: X11-like protein binding; calcium ion binding; kinesin binding. The record is from RefSeq and is a predicted model, not a curated record. Gene Ontology annotation, cellular component: cell surface; postsynaptic membrane. The transcript is spliced from 19 exons. NCBI's taxonomy places the organism in Eukaryota, Metazoa, Chordata, Actinopteri, Beloniformes, Adrianichthyidae. Gene Ontology annotation, biological process: positive regulation of synaptic transmission; positive regulation of synapse assembly; homophilic cell-cell adhesion. Bases 202 to 3147 code for a protein of 981 amino acids.